Messenger RNA from Miscanthus lutarioriparius, 903 nucleotides. Lineage: Eukaryota; Viridiplantae; Streptophyta; Magnoliopsida; Poales; Poaceae. The record is from the annotation of a GenBank genome assembly.
AUGCCGCGAGAAAGGAAGGCACCGCCGCCUAUCGCACUCGCGCUAUACCUCGCGCUCGCUGGGAAGGAGAUUUUCCGCGCCGCAGAGUCAGGCGACGAUGACGCGUUCACCUCCCUCAUCCCUGCCGACCUCUCCCUGCACAACGAGGACGGCUGCUACCUCCUCGACGUCACCGCCGCUGUCGGCCAUCCUCGGGCGCCCAGAGGACGCGGGGAGAGCGGAGGAUGCGAGCGAGCGCGAGAUCCGCUCCGCCCGAGCGGGAGCCGCGGCUGCCAUCUCCUGCUCGGCCUCGCCAUCACCAUCGCUGCCCUGCUUGCACUCGCCUCUGCCUCCGAAUCCGACCAUAAGCUGGCGGCGGGCGGGCGUGUGGCCGCUACGGGAUUUGCGCGGCCCGUGGCGGAUAGCGGGAGCCUCACAGGCGGCAGCUGCGAGCUUGCGGCCCGGCGCAGUGCGGCUGCAGCCGACGGUGGGCGCACGGUGCGGAGGUCCGUUGAGAGGAGGCAGCAAGCCGUCUACACCAUGGUGCUGGAGCCCGAAGCAUGGUGGGGGCACGUCCUCGUCGUCCUCAGGGAGCCGCAUCUUCUUGAGCACCAAGAUCUGGCGCAUCGUCUUCACCUGGGCCUUCCAGCGGCGGCGCGGAACAAUGGCGACCAAUCUUUUCCUAAUGCGAGAUUGGAAAUUAUUGGACUAACAUUUCUGUGGGUGAUUUUCUUGGACCCAUGCGGCCAUGGUGGCAUGGGAGGCCAAGUGGCCAACAAGUCGCUGUCCAUUGAGGUGUGCAUCAAGAUCCUCUUCACUUCGCUCUGCCACACUGACGUUUACUUCUGGUCGGCCAAGGGCAUUCCCGUGUUCCGUAGGAUCUUGGGUCACGAGGCUCAAGGGACGACUGAAGCUGUGCAGUAG